Messenger RNA from Paramecium sonneborni, 952 nucleotides. The record is from the annotation of a GenBank genome assembly. NCBI's taxonomy places the organism in Eukaryota, Ciliophora, Oligohymenophorea, Peniculida, Parameciidae.
UUUUAAAAUAUAAAAUCUUGUGUGAAAAUGAUAAGUAUAAUAUAAGAAAGAGAUGAGGUAUAAAAAGAAUGUUCAGAUAAAAUAGAGAAUGAAAACUCAAUAUGCUAUGAUGAACCACAUUAUUCAGCAGAUGAUGAAUAAGUAUUAUAAUACAUAAUGUGAUAGUAACAUGAAGAAUUCGAAGAGGAUUAAGAAUUUGCAGUAUAUACUCCUUAACAGUUCGCUUGUUUUAAGAAACCAUGUCCAAUAUUUUAAGAUGAAUUUAUAUUAGAUGAAGAUCCAAAAAAGAAAGUAUGUCUUGAAGAAUGUACUACAACAGAGUAAUCUGAGGAUCAUCCAGCAUUAGGAGAUUUAGAAAUGUUAGCAGCUAUGCUUUUAAAAGAAAAUUAGAAGAAGUUCUCAUAUCCAAAGGAUUUACCAGUUCCAACUAAUGUCGAAUAACAUUUAGAAGAAUUAAAAAUGAGAUUCAGUCCAUCUUAAAAAUAAGAAGAUUUUAUUUCUACAUAUGUUAAGGGUGAUGAUUUACUUAGAAUCAAAGUAGGAUUAUGUGAAGAAAUACUGAAUGAUGAAGAAACUUAAAAAUUUGAAGAUUGGGUUGAAUAAUUAUGUACAUCAACUAAUCAUGAAUCAUUAAAAGAGAUGGCAAGAAAAUAGAAAGUCAAAAGAUAUCUAGAAAAAAAACAUAGUAGAACUUAUGAAAAGAAAGUUCAUUAUCAUAUUAGAUAAAAGGUUGCUGAAGAAAGACUUAGAGUUAAAGGAAGAUUUGUAACUUGGACUUAAGUAAUUUAUUUAUUCAAUAUUUUAGGCUUUAAAAAUGUUAAAUGAAUAAUAAGAUUCUAAAAAGUCUUGGACAUAUAAUGAUUAUUUUAAAAUCAAAAAUUUACUAAAUGAAAAGUUUGGAGCAAUCAAAAGUGAAAGGUCCUUAAAAUUUUGAUUUUAAACAUAAUCACUU